CAUACGGUCGGGUCUGAACCGAGUCGGAAGUCUGCAUCGCCUUCCUCAGUCAUCGGCACAAUCGUUAGAUUGCCUUUCUCUCUCCAAAAAUAUGGCUCGUUUAUUGUCACAAACCUUAAUCUGCACCGGAAGAUUCCUUCUCCGCCGCUUCUCUGAACCGCCUCCGGUGAUGGUUUCGGCAGUGGCUCCGAGUCCCGUCUUCUUCCACCGAAACUAUUCGUCGAAGUCCCUUUCUCUCGCGUCUCCACUUGGCUCGUCAUAUUUCUCUCUCUUCGGUCCUCCAGCAAUACGUAGCUCUGCUUUCUCAUCUUCGGCAACAGCUACAACCGUCGAAGUUCAGUCAACAGAGCAUGAAGUUGUGAUUGCCCUGGGGAGUAACAUUGGGAACCGGAUGUAUAACUUCAGAGAGGCUCUGCGACUGAUGAAGCGUAGCGGCAUUUGCGUGACAAGGCACAGUUGUUUGUACGAAACAGCUCCUGUUCACGUGACUGACCAACCCAGGUUUCUCAAUGCUGCAGUGAGAGCUGUCACCAAGCUUGGACCUCAUGAGCUCUUGACCGUCCUCAAGACAAUCGAGACAGACAUGGGACGCAAGGAUGGCAUACGGUACGGGCCAAGACCACUCGACUUGGACAUUUUGUUCUACGGGAAGCUGAGGAUAUGUUCUGAUAAGCUUAUCAUACCACACGAGAGACUCUGGGAAAGGUCGUUUGUGUUAGCACCUUUGGUAGAUUUGCUUGGAUCAGCUGUUGACAACGACACAGUUGCUCAUUGGCAUUCACUCGCCGUACGUCCCGGUGGAGUCUUCCAAGCGUGGGAGAGACUGGGAGGAGAGUCACUGGUUGGUCAAGAUGGUAUACAGAGGGUUUUACCAAUAGGAGAUAAACUGUGGGAUUUUUCAAACAAAACUCAUGUGAUGGGUAUACUUAAUCUUACACCUGACAGCUUUAGUGAUGGAGGACAGUUUCAGUCGGUAGAUUCUGCUGUUUCUCGGGUUCGUUCGAUGAUCUCCGAAGGUGCUGAUAUAAUCGAUAUCGGAGCACAGUCCACACGACCAAUGGCCUCGAGGAUCUCUAGCCAAGAAGAGUUAGAUAGACUGUUACCAGUUUUAGAAGCUGUUCGUGGUAUGCCAGAGAUGGAGGAGAAGCUCAUAUCCGUGGAUACUUUCAACUCCGAGGUUGCUAAAGAAGCUGUAAGCAACGGAGCUGACAUUCUAAACGAUGUAUCUGCGGGGAGCUUAGACCCGAAUAUGCAUAAGGUUGUUGCAGAAUCUGGGGCUCUUUAUAUGGCCAUGCACAUGAGGGGAGAUCCGUGUACGAUGCAGAAGGAAGAGAAUCUGCAGUACGAUGAUGUCUGCAAGGAUGUUGCCUCUGAGCUUUACAUGCGAGUAAGGGAUGCAGAGCUCUCGGGGAUUCCGGCUUGGAGGGUUAUGAUCGAUCCAGGGAUUGGGUUUUCAAAGAGAGUAGAUCAUAAUCUUGAUAUUGUUAUGGAUCUUCCAAAAUUCAGGGAAGAGAUGGCUAAGAGAAGCAUAGCAGUGUCUCAUGGACCUAUACUUAUAGGACCUUCAAGGAAGAGAUUCUUGGGGGAUAUCUGUGAUCGUCCUGAGGCCACUGACAGAGAUGCUGCAACUGUUGCCUCUGUUACUGCAGGGAUUUUAGGAGGUGCCAAUAUCAUUAGAGUUCAUAAUGUUAGAGAUAACGCAGAUGCAGCUAAGGUUUGCGACGCGAUGCUGCGAAGAAGAAGGUCAAAAGGAUGAUUUGCGAAUGUAAUUAUAAGACUAAUCUAAGGAUCUGUUCCAGAGUGGUACAACAGUUUUGCUAUCUGAGUGCUAGUUAAGAGCAAAAUGCUGAUUGAGCCAAUGUCUUUGCUUUGAUCUUGUGUGACUGGUGUAGAAUUACGCAAGAUGUUGGGUAUGAUGAGUGAUUGAUGAAACUAGCUAGCAUUUGUAUCGCUAGUUCUAAUGUAUGAUCUCUGUUCAAAUAACUGUCAGAAUGUAGAUGAGCAAUAGCAUUUUUAAUUUUCUUUUGCUUUUCUCUUCUUGAAAUUUUCACCUGGGUGAACAAUGUUAUACAAGAAAAAAGCUUUUUUUGGUUAUACAGUUUCAUUUGUUUCUCUGACAGGUCAUUUGUUUCGAUAUCAGAAAAGAAUCAUACUUCUUAUUCAUUUUCAAACUUGCAGGCGAUCUUGUAGAUCAUAACCUUUUUUCCCAAAAUAUUUUACCACUUGCUUUGUAACUUUAAGUAAUUUCAGUUUCCAAA
Thlaspi arvense is the source of this 2258-nucleotide messenger RNA. The record is from the annotation of a GenBank genome assembly. Lineage: Eukaryota; Viridiplantae; Streptophyta; Magnoliopsida; Brassicales; Brassicaceae.